CUGCAACUUUUCCAAAUGAUCAACUAGAAGUCAAGUUAUUAUUUGUCAGAUAGUGUAGAUAGAAAACAUUUAAUGCAAGUAAAACUGACUUGUGGGAAAUAGAAUGUCAAAAUGGUCGAAAAAAAUGUUCCAUCAUUUAACAUAACAGAUGGAUAGUGUAAUAGAUGGAUAAUUUAAUCAAAAAUGAUUCUGAUCUGUAUUUAGUAUAUUACAGUUUAUUUAUCCAUAUAUUGUCUUUUCGGCUUAGUCCCUUUAUUAAUCCGGGUUCGCCACAGUGGAAUGAGCAUCCAACUUAUUCAGCACAUGUUUUACGCAGCGGAUGCCCUUCCAGCCCAAUUCACCUGUACCACAUGUCUUUUACACCACGAGGAAACCCACACGAACAUUGGGGAAAAUGCAAACUCCACACAGAAAUGCCAACUGACCCAGCCGAGGCUCAAACCAGUGACCUUCUUGCUGUGAGGAUACGUGGCAGUGACGUCAGUAUGUUUGUCAAGACCCGGAUAUUAUUUACAGCCUGCACACAGUUCAGCCAUCAGAGAGGCAGAGUGGUGAUGAGUGGGUGCACCAAUGAACACACGUCGGCGUCACGGUCCUAAAAGCAGCCAGGACGGGGUGUACACUGGGCCCUCUCAGACCCAGUCCCAGCUGGUCCAGCAGCUGGAAACCCCCCUGGCUGUCCCAGCGCCCAUUGCUCCCGUCCCAGACACAUUCAGCAUGUCCUGCAGAGACCGAACUGGCGAGUUUCAGUCUGUGUGCAAGUCCCUGCAAGGAAGACAGAAUGGAGCACAGCCUGUCAGAGCUGUCAACAAUGCAAUCCAAAAGAGGAGUGAUUUCACACUCUUGGCUAAGCGAAUUGGAAGAGACCUCAGCAACACUUUUGCCAAGCUGGAGAAGCUCACAAUUCUUGCCAAAAGAAAGUCCCUGUUCGAUGACAAAGCCACUGAGAUUGAUGAACUCACUUAUAUCGUGAAACAGGACAUCAACAGUCUGAUUAAGCAGAUUGCUGGCCUGCAGGAGCUGGUUCGGUCUCGAAGUGCACAGAACGGCAGACAUCUUCAGACACAUUCCAACACCAUCGUGGUCUCAUUACAGUCCAAACUGGCAUCGAUGUCCAGUGACUUCAAGUCUGUCCUGGAAGUCAGAACAGAGAACCUGAAGCAGCAGAGAAGCAGACAAGAGCAGUUUUCUCAGACUCCUGCCUCCGCAUCUGCUUUCCACACUAACAGCUUCAAUAAUUCAGUGCUUAUGCAGGACGACUCCAAGAAGACGGAUAUAUCUAUAGAUAUGGACCUGAAUUCCAGUCAGCAGAUGCAAUUAGUCAAUGAACGGGAUUCGUACAUUCAGAACCGUGCAGACACUAUGCAGAAUAUAGAGUCCACCAUUGUUGAGCUCGGAUCCAUAUUUCAGCAGCUGGCUCAUAUGGUGAAAGAACAGGAAGAGACUGUACACAGAAUUGAUGCGAAUGUGGAGGACACUCAGCUGAACGUGGACCUGGCGCAUACAGAGAUACUCAAAUAUUUCCAGUCUGUGUCCAACAACCGCUGGCUGCUCAUCAAGAUGUUCCUAGUCCUCGUCAUCUUUUUCAUUGUCUUUGUGCUCUUCAUGACCUGACGUCCAGCUCUAAGAGGUGCCGAUUUUGAGGAGUAUAUGAUUCACAGUAUUUGAAGAGUAAAAGAGGCUGUGCUCUUACUUCUGUCUGCUCUUUAUCUGCUCACCGGUCACUGUCUUUUACUGAUUCUUGUCUUCAAAAUUGGUAAAAACAAAGACAAAGCAGCUGGCGGUUUCUCAUAGAUUUCAAAUAAUUUAACUAUAAUUGUCUUACGUUUUAUUGUCUGUCGAAGAAAUCAACAUUGUUUUUCUGAAUCGCACAACUAACAACUCCAACUGUUUUGACAGAUUCUGGUUCAUUCAGUCAAAGUGCAAACUAUAAUGUUGUGGUUUAUACUAAAUAUGCUACACAUCUUUUCUGAGACAUUAUCAUGCAUUGCAUUAUUUCUCUCUUUUGACUAAAUAUUCCUUUUGAGGCCACUUGUUUUGCAGGAGUUUGAAAUAUACAUACUUUGUGUAUUCUGACUGCUGAAAGACAACAUUACACCCCUACUUGUUGACCGUUUUAAUGUGGAUUCCACCUAUUUUUCUUUGCUAAACAUUUAGAUACUGCUUGUCCAGUGGGUAAGAGGUCAGUAUUUGAAGUAUUCAGACCUUUUCAAGUUUUGGUGAGAACAGAGAACUACUUUAACGUAAAAGCUGGACAUAAUUCAUGAAUUUUGGGAGAAAUAUGAAUAAAAAAAGAUUCAGUUUAUUUUUUAUUUCAGUGGUUCUUUAAGUCAACUUUCACAAGCUGGUUUGUACAGAAAUAUUUCUGUGUAUGUUCACAGAUAGUCUGUUAGAAAGCUGCUUUCCAAAUCUUAGUGUAAAGUUGUGUUUAACUACCCAAUGAGGUUGGGGGAAUUCACAGGCCAUUAUUUGUGAAAUACAUACGGUAUUGAAAAAUGAAAUAGAAUAUCUAUGUUGUAAUGUGUGUGAGAUCUGUUUUUCUUUUUUAUUGUAGCAUAUUUUAUAGGUGCAGAACUCAAAAUAUUAUAAGAUUACUAAUAAAGUUAUCUAUUUUUAGGAUAAAA
This is a messenger RNA of Danio rerio (zebrafish), 2624 nucleotides long. It is a transcript of the gene stx5al, whose product is annotated as syntaxin 5A, like. Lineage: Eukaryota; Metazoa; Chordata; Actinopteri; Cypriniformes; Danionidae. Gene Ontology annotation, biological process: vesicle-mediated transport. The record is from RefSeq and is marked validated. Gene Ontology annotation, cellular component: membrane.